ACGAAAUCGGAAUCACUUCAGUUGCUUUUUAUAUUUCUCAUGUUCACCAGUGGAAAAUAUUGUCGGCCCCGCCGUUGUCUUUUCUAUAUCAUUGGCUUUUUCAUCUGUCAGUUGAUUUUGGUAUUCCAAUUUAUCCGCUUCGAAAGAUAUACUGAUACACCCGCGAGCAUAACCUUACAUCAUGCAAAUGGCAGUGGGAAUCGCUUUCUGGAUUGGCGUGAAUUUAUCUCUCAUACACCGCUAAGAUCAGAGGAUUAUUACCAGUACAAUCUUCACUUAAGUGAUACUUUGGGAGUAAUUCGUAACUUGCCUUCGACAAGGCAUUAUGGCUGCAUGACCCGCCCAUUCAAGCUUCCGCCCCCUCUGGCUUCCACUGUGAGUGUGGUGAUCAGUUUCCACAACGAGGCGCGUUCGAUGCUGCUGCGCACCAUAGUUUCCCUGCUGAGACGCACGCCGGAGGAGUAUCUGCACGAGCUAAUCCUCGUGGACGAUGGCAGUCAGGAUGUGACCCUGCUGGACGACCUCAAGCGAUGGAUGGACGGGGUUUUUGAGGCGAGAAGGGAUCGCCUGGGGCUUAUCUUCCGCCGAAACCAGAAGCGCAUGGGUCUAAUUUCGUCGCGCAACAGGGGUGCCUCCUUGGCCAGCGGACAUUAUGUGCUCUUCCUGGACAGCCACUGCGAGGUGAACGAGGAGUGGCUGGAGCCCCUGCUGGAGCGACUGGCUCUCAAUCCCCAUCUGGCAGUUAGCCCACUACUUGACCCCAUUGACCCGACCACCCUGAGUUACCGGAAGGGCAACGAGAUGCUGAAGGGCGGUUUCGAUUGGUCCCUGCACUUUCACUGGCUGAAGAGGCAGUUGGCCAUCAAGGAGCUGCCCGAGAUGCCCUACAAAAGUCCUGCCUUCGCUGGAGGAGUCCUGAUGAUGUCACGCGAUUGGUUCCUUAAGUUAGGCAGCUUCAAUUCGUAUCUGAAGAUCUGGGGCGGCGAGUCCAUCGAGCUGGCCAUUAAAUUGUGGCUUUGUGGGGGACAAAUUGAGAUCGUGCCCUGCAGUCGAAUCGGACACAUCUUCCGCCGGCGCCACGCCUUCGACUUCCCACCGCAAUCCGACCAGGACCAGCAGUUGAGCCCGGCCCAGGAAACCUAUCUGCACAACUCAAAAAUCAUAGCCGAGUCCUGGCUGGACGGGUAUAAAAAUAUGUUCUACGCACUGAGGCCGGUGGCCAGGCGAAUUCCAUUGGAUCACACCUACGACGAGAUGCAGAAGCUGCGGAGGGAGCGCCAGUGCCAUCCCUUUGAAUGGUAUCUGCGGCAUGUCAGUCCCGAACUAAAGCUGCACUUUGACGAACUGUCGGCGACGGGAACGCUGCGGAAUGAGGAUCGGUGUCUGCAUGCCAGACAGAUGGACUCGCAGCUGAUCCUGGCCAGCUGCUACCUCAGCGACAUCACCCAGUGGAGCAUGUUGCGCAGCAGUGGACAGCUGAGCACCCAGCGGGAGUUGUGCCUGGGAGUGGGAUUAAGGAUGCGGAUAGCCCUGCAGCCGUGUGGCAGGAAUGAGACCAUGAGGAAGUCCCAGCGAUGGCUGCGCCUCGGAACCCACCUCCUCCAUGUCGAGACGCACCUUUGCCUCGAUAAUCCGUUCAAGGACCGACUGGAGAUGAGCACCUGCCGUUCGCAUGCCGUAUCGCAGUCCUUUCAAUUUGCAUUGGAAAUGGAGGGGCAGACAUAAACUUGGCUAAUGAUACUCGAUUACUCCGCCCGAUUCGAAAUACCCCAAAAUUCUGAUACUGAUUCGAUGAACCUGAGCCUCUUAGUUCUGUGAUGGUUGAGUGUUACUGUGUGUAUGUUUGGGGUAAAUCUCUUGGCAUGCAGGUAAAUCAAAAUGCUGACAUGUUGUGCUAAUCUCUGUGAAACAUUUCCGCUGCCGGAGCCACAUGGCCAUAGAUUACGGAGGCGGCGGUAAAUUAUGGCGCCAUAGAUAUAAGGAGAGGUGCUCCCAACUCCGAGAUCCUUGCUCCUUCUUUUUUUUUGUUUUUUUUCCGCAGCCUUUGUUGCCGGCGUCCGACUAUCAAGACUCGCAGCGCUUCCUGUCGCAUCCGUCACACGAGACAGGAUACAAUGGUUCCUGGGGGCGGCGGCUGGGAAAUGGGGGCGUGGCCAGAUAAAGGCCAACGACGCCGCGCGUAUUGUGCGGCUUGUUUAGGCUGCCCCUGUCAUCAGUCAGCGAACAGGGAACAGGGAACAGCGAGCAGCGAGCAGCGAACAAAAGCUUCCCUUCGGCGGCAAGGAGUCAGUCGCAAAUGUAAUUGAGUUGAUGACAAUGCCACUGACUGCCCGGCUCGCGCUUCCGGCAAUUUUGAUGGCCUCCGGAUGCCGGCGACAAAAAGCGGCGACACCGGAAACAAGACCAAAUAAAACAGGAACAGCACCAGCAGCAGCAGAAACAUCAACUGCAAAGGCAGAAGUUCAUGGUGUGCUGAAGCAUUUGCCAA
Molecule: messenger RNA, 2488 nt
Organism: Drosophila subpulchrella
Lineage: Eukaryota; Metazoa; Arthropoda; Insecta; Diptera; Drosophilidae
Product: putative polypeptide N-acetylgalactosaminyltransferase 13
Exons: 7
Coding region: 40-1725 (561 amino acids)
Cellular component (GO): Golgi apparatus
Source: RefSeq, a predicted model, not a curated record